GGACUCGCCGGACCCGCGCUGCGACCCGGAAGGGCCCGAGCUGCGGCGGCCGCGAUGGGCCGGAAGGUGACGGUGGCCGCCUGCGCGCUCAACCAGUGGGCCCUGGACUUCCAGGGCAAUCUGCAGCGGAUUUUAAAGAGUAUUGAAAUUGCCAAACACAAAGGAGCAAGAUACAGGCUGGGACCAGAACUGGAAAUAUGUGGCUAUGGAUGUUGGGAUCAUUACUAUGAGUCGGACACCCUCUUGCACUCGCUCCAAGUCCUGGCUGCCCUUCUUGAAUCUCCGGUCACUCAGGAUAUCAUCUGUGAUGUGGGAAUGCCAGUGUUGCACCGGAACGUCCGCUACAACUGCAGGGUGAUAUUCCUCAAUAGGAGGAUCUUGCUCAUCAGGCCCAAAAUGGCCUUGGCCAACGAAGGCAACUACCGGGAGCUGCGCUGGUUCACCCCGUGGUCAAGGAGCCGGCAAACAGAGGAGUAUUUUCUCCCCCGGAUGAUACAGGACGUGACAAAGCAGGAAACUGUGCCCUUUGGAGACGCAGUGCUGGCCACCUGGGACACCUGCAUUGGGAGUGAGAUCUGUGAGGAGCUCUGGACACCCCACAGCCCACACGUGGACAUGGGUCUGGAUGGCGUGGAGAUCUUUACCAACGCCUCGGGCAGCCACCACGUGCUGCGCAAAGCCCACGCCAGAGUGGACCUGGUGACCAUGGCCACCACCAAGAAUGGUGGGAUCUACUUGCUGGCCAAUCAGAAGGGCUGUGAUGGGGACCGGCUCUACUAUGACGGGUGCGCCCUGAUAGCGAUGAACGGCCACAUUUUCGCACAAGGGUCUCAGUUCUCUCUGGACGACGUGGAAGUCCUCACCGCAACUUUGGAUUUGGAGGAUGUCCGAAGCUACAGGGCGGAGAUUUCAUCUAGAAACCUGGCGGCCAGCCGGGUGAGCCCCUACCCCCGAGUGAAGGUGGACUUUGCCCUCUCAUGCCGCGAGGACUUGCUGGAGCCGCCGUCUGAGCCUGUCGAGUGGAUGUACCACAGUCCGGCUGAGGAGAUCAGCCUGGGACCCGCCUGCUGGCUCUGGGACUUUUUAAGACGCAGCCGACAGGCGGGGUUUUUCUUGCCCCUGAGUGGUGGGGUGGACAGCGCAGCCACCGCCUGCCUCGUCUACUCCAUGUGCCGCCAGGUCUGCGAGGCCGUGAGGAACGGAAACCAGGAAGUGCUGGCUGAUGUCCGGGCCAUCGUGGACCAGCUCAGCUACACACCCCAGGACCCCCGAGACCUCUGCGGGCGCCUACUGACGACCUGCUACAUGGCCAGCAAGAACUCAUCCCAGGAGACAUGUGACAGAGCCAAGGAGCUGGCCCGGCAGAUCGGAAGUCACCACAUUGGUCUCAACAUCGACCCAGCGGUGACAGCCGUCAUGGGGAUCUUCAGCCUGGUGACGGGUAAGAGGCCUCUGUUCGCGGCUCACGGUGGAAGCAGCAGGGAGAACCUGGCGCUGCAGAAUGUGCAGGCUCGGCUAAGGAUGGUCCUAGCAUAUCUGUUUGCUCAGCUGAGCCUCUGGGCCCGGGGCGCUCGUGGUGGACUGCUGGUGCUGGGGUCGGCCAACGUGGACGAGAGUCUCCUGGGCUACCUGACCAAGUACGACUGCUCCAGUGCAGACAUCAACCCCAUAGGAGGGAUCAGCAAGACGGACCUCAAGGCCUUCGUCCACUUCUGCAUGGAACAGUUCCAGCUUCCUGCCCUGCAGCGCAUCCUGGCAGCACCGGCCACCGCAGAGCUGGAGCCCUUGACCUACGGACAGGUGUCCCAGACUGACGAGGAAGACAUGGGCAUGACGUAUGCGGAGCUCUCUGUCUACGGCAGGCUCCGGAAGAUCGCCAAGGCCGGGCCCUACAGCAUGUUCUGCAAGCUUGUCAACAUGUGGAAAGACGUGUGUUCCCCAAGGCAGGUGGCUGACAGAGUGAGGCAGUUUUUCUUGAAAUACGCCAUGAACAGACACAAGAUGACCACGCUCACGCCCGCCUACCACGCAGAGAGCUACAGCCCCGACGACAACAGGUUUGACCUGCGGCCGUUUCUGUACAACAGCAGCUGGCCUUGGCAGUUUCGGUGCAUAGAAGAUCAGGUUCGUCAGCUGGAGAGCAGAGGCCGUCAGGACCUGGAUGGUGUGGACUGACGCCAGCUCCUGCACUGGAGGGCCCCCCACCACCAGGGUCCCUGGUGUUACGUCGGCCUCGCCAGUAAUCUGCCCAGAGAGUGCACCAGCAUCCUGUUUCACAUCUGAUGGAAGUUCUAGUUCGUUAAAAAAGGCUCAAAUAAAGAGCAUGUGAUUUCUGG
Messenger RNA from Nyctereutes procyonoides (raccoon dog), 2336 nucleotides. RefSeq names its product NAD synthetase 1 (gene NADSYN1). NCBI's taxonomy places the organism in Eukaryota, Metazoa, Chordata, Mammalia, Carnivora, Canidae. Gene Ontology annotation, cellular component: cytoplasm. The coding region runs from base 55 to 2175 and encodes 706 amino acids. The record is from RefSeq and is a predicted model, not a curated record. Gene Ontology annotation, biological process: NAD+ biosynthetic process. The transcript has 21 exons. Gene Ontology annotation, molecular function: ATP binding; NAD+ synthase (glutamine-hydrolyzing) activity; glutaminase activity.